This is a messenger RNA of Chrysoperla carnea, 2834 nucleotides long. It is a transcript of the gene lost, whose product is annotated as methenyltetrahydrofolate synthase domain-containing protein. The record is from RefSeq and is a predicted model, not a curated record. The transcript is spliced from 7 exons. Gene Ontology annotation, cellular component: cytoplasm. Lineage: Eukaryota; Metazoa; Arthropoda; Insecta; Neuroptera; Chrysopidae. Bases 141 to 1673 code for a protein of 510 amino acids.
AAUAGUAAUAAAGUCGUAAAGUAAAUAAAAAUACUGUGCUAUUUAUGACACAGUUUUUGGUUGAGUAGGUGUAAAAACAACAUUGAAACAAAAUCUGAGAAAAGUUUGAGAAAAGCGAAUUUUAUACGAAAAUAAUCAAAAUGAGUAAUAGCGAACCAAGUGAACCUGCAGAAACAACUUCUGGUGAAAAUAAAAUACCUACCGCAGCGGCAUUUGUCUUGCCUGAAGAAUUAACAAAGGAUUCGAUUCGUACAAGUGUUUGGCAACAGCUAGAAAAAGCAAACUUAGUAAAUUUUCCUUUACCAUGUUGGGGUCGAAUUCCAAAUUUCAAAGGAUGUGAACAAGCCAACAGUAAAUUAAUAGAACUUGAUGUAUUUAAAAACGCCAAAGUGGUUAAGGUGAAUCCGGACAAGCCACAGGAACCUGUUCGAGUUUCUGUAUUAGAGAAUCAUAAAAGUUUAUACGUUCCAAUACCUCGGCUCCGAGAAGGAUUGUUAAGUUUAGUAGUGCUAGAAGAAGGCUGUACUAACAACGAUAUUAAGAAUGCUGUUCGCCCUAAAGGAAUUCAAGCAUGUGGAAAACCAAUUGACUUGAGUGCCAAAAUAAAUAUCGAUUUGGUUGUAUUGGGUAGUGUAGCUGUAUCAAAAGAAGGGCAUAGAAUUGGUAAAGGUGAAGGCUUUGCUGAUUUAGAAUUUGCAAUGAUGAUGCAUAUGAAAGCUGUGAAUCAAGAUACCAUUGUUGUUACCACAGUUCACGACAAUCAAGUUUUUGAUAAAUUACCACACGAAUUAUUUAAAGCUCACGAUGUACCUGUUGAUAUAAUUGUAACUCCAACUCAAGUGAUAACAAUUGAAAAACGACUACCCAAACCCACUGGCGUUAUAUGGAAUUUGCUAUCUCAACGUCGUUUAAAUUUGAUGCCAAUUUUACAAAAACUUCGUGAACUUGAUCAAGAAGCCGGCAAAGACGUGACUUUAAAAGAGGAAGAUAGUGAUGCGGAAACACAACGACGUUAUAAGCCACAAUAUCAUCUGAAUAGAAGACAUCGAUAUCGUCGUCGGUCACAACCAAAUCGGCAAGUAUCUGAGUCCCAAGACGAAGGUGCUGCGGGAGAAGGAGCACGACCUCAACGACCAAAAAAAAAAAAUCUACGUCCAAGGCGUAAACGUGUAACCAAAAAAGAUGGAUCCGGUGAGCUAGCUGAAAAUGGUGUUGAUGAGAAAAAUGAAGCCAAUGGUGGUACUGAUCCAUCAAAUAAUAAACGAGCUACAUCAAAACGCCGCAACAAUGAGCGUAGAAAUUAUCGCAAACAGAAGAAUACCUUCGAUUUUUCCUUACGUGUUGGCAACAUUGAUCGCAAUGUUCGUGUACGUGAUUUGAAGGCUGCACUAGCGGAACGUGGUGUCAAACCAAAUGAAAUUACAUGGCGAGGUUAUAAAGGAUUUUGUGUAUUACAUUUUGCAAAACCAUCAUCAAAGAAUGUUACUAAAACUAACGCAUUAAAUUCAUCUGCACCUACUGCUGGUGGAGGCGGUGAUAAUUCAAUUGGUGUUGAUAACAUUAUUGAAAGUUUACAAGAUCUAAAAUUAUCGGCAAAUUCGGAGAAAAGUUUAGUGAUUGAACCAGCAAAACCUAUAUCUAGAAUUGAAACAACUGAUGUAACAUCGGUUUAAUAUUAUUCAUAUUACUGAAUAAUAAUUAUAAUUAUUAAUCACUUUUUUAAUUAAUGUUUUUGCAAAUAGCGCAGUCAUUCUAAACAAAGUUUAAGCGUUCUCUAAAGUUGAAAGUGAAAAAAAAAAAUUAUAAUAAUAAUGCCAAUUUUUAUCGCUCCUUUUGAUUGAAAAUAAAAGCAUUCAUGAAUUUAAAAAUCACAUCACAAGUAAAAUUUAUUUCUGAUAUGUUGCUUUAUAUUUAGCAGAAAUUUUGCUAAAAAGCAACAUUCGCUUUCCUAGUUUUACUAUUGACUGCUAGUUUUGACUCGAUCAAGUUUUUUGAAAUGAUGAGUGCUACGGGGCAAACUUUCAGUUUGAAUAUCUAUUAAUUAUUAUCAAAUGGGAAUACUAUGACAAAUAACUGAUAAUAGGAAUUUAUCCCCCAAAACUCAAGAUAAUGAAAAAAGCAAUUUGCUUGAUUGUAUUAAUAUUGCAGUUUUUAAUCUUUUUAGGAGGGAAGACAAUAAGUCAAUAAUAAAAUUUUUUUUUUUUGCAAAUUUAAUCUUGGAGGAAUGUUUAGAAUUACAGUGCUAUAAAUGUUUGUUACAAUCGUUUCAAUAUGUGGCGAAAAAAAUUAUGGGUUACUUUCGGUUGUUUCAGUUUCUACUUUCUACUAAUAGAUAAUUUCUGUGCAGAAAAAUUCCAAAAGAAUAUUAAAUUUCAUUAAAUAUUAAAAUAAUUUUUUUCCACUUGAUAUUAUUUUUAAAAAUUUUAAGGAUGUACUUGAGUACUUCUCUCUUCACAGUGCCAACAAUGUAAAUCAACGAUUGAAUUAAAAAUUCGCAAGUUGCAAACAAAAAGAAAGAAAGUUUUCUAAUUUAAUUUUCCCCCCAAAUAUCAACUAAGACAGAUAAAUACAACCAUGUAACUCAAUUUUUGGGGCUUUAAAAAUAGCUAAGAGAGUAGAAACUUUAAUGGAAAUAUUGCUUUCUACGAAACUAAUAGUGAAUGAGUUUUGUUUAUUAUAGCAUGAUAAAAGAACGUUUAUCACAGUACGGUAUUAAAAUUAUAGAAAUAUAUCACCAUUUUUAAAGUGGAUAUUAACGUAUUUUCUUAAAGAAAAUUAUGUUGAAAACAUUAGUCUUGUUUUCCUAAAACUUAAUCAAACGUUUAUAAACUCUU